This is a messenger RNA of Talaromyces marneffei, 1272 nucleotides long. RefSeq lists its product as uncharacterized. Gene Ontology annotation, cellular component: cytoplasm. The coding region runs from base 1 to 1272 and encodes 423 amino acids. The transcript has 6 exons. Gene Ontology annotation, molecular function: protein binding. Lineage: Eukaryota; Fungi; Ascomycota; Eurotiomycetes; Eurotiales; Trichocomaceae. The record is from RefSeq and is a predicted model, not a curated record.
AUGAACGUAAACAAGAAAUUAGAUCGCUUCAAGCAAUGGGCUGGCGAACGAAUGGGAGGAGAGGUCAAGACCAAUGUCUCCGAAGACUUCAAGGCCAUGGAAACGGAAAUGAACCUACGACACGAUGGUAUGGAGAAAAUGCACCGGUCCAUGACUGCAUACGUCAAGGCCAUCUCUAAGCGCAAGGAAGGAGACGAUAAGGAAAAGACACUCCCAAUCGCUCACUUGGGAAGUGUCAUGAUCCAGCAUGGCGAGGACUUUGACUCUCACUCCGACUUUGGUCGAUCUCUGGCUUUGACUGGAAGGGCCCACGAAAGGCUUGCCCGUAUUCAGGAAAGCUACUCUGUUCAAUCUAGCACAAGCUGGCUCGAGGCUCUUGAGCGAAGCCUAGCCUCUUUGAAAGAGUACCAGAAUGCUCGCAAAAAACUAGAAAGCCGUCGUCUGGCCUAUGAUACUUCACUGGCAAAAAUGCAAAAGGCCAAGAAGGAGGACUUCCGUGUCGAAGAGGAACUCCGCUCACAGAAAGCCAAAUAUGAGGAGACAAAUGACGACGUUUACCGCAGAAUGAUGGAUAUUCAAGAAGCGGAAGGUGAAAACCUGACGGAUUUGACAGCUUUCAUUGACGCUGAGCUCAACUAUCACGAGCGUUGUCGCGAAGUGUUGGUUCAGUUGAGAAAUGAAUUACCAGCAGCGAAUCCGCCCAUGUCACAGACAAACAGCCGCCGCCCUAGUCGAGCGCGCUCAAACACGGCGCAUUCAUACCAAGAGCGAUAUGAGCCAGUCCAAGAAGUAGCUCCACCCUCACCUCCCCGGCCAAUGAUCAAGACCAGGCGAUCUUCCACAUUCUUUGCGCAGAACGACGAUACACCACAAGCACGACCAGAAUCCGUCUAUUCACGUCCAACGCUCAACCGCGUCUCAACUUACGAUAGCUCUACGCACUCACGCAACGAUGAAUCUUAUGCACCUAAUCGGGUUCAUAGUGAUCUUUCAGUCCGUACGGCCAGAACAAAUUUGAGACCAGUCAGCAAGAUCUAUGAAGACUACCAGGACGGCUCCUCGUAUGGCAACGUGAGCCCGUACGAUGAUAGAUCGGAGUCGUCUGCUGCAUCGCAAAACGGCUACUUUUCGCGCACACCCAGCUCAUCCGCAUUGAACUCUACUUCACCCGCUCAGAAGAAAGGACCUCCUCCACCACCCCCAUCACGAGCGACCAAGCCUAAGCCUCCUCCCCCACCUCCUCCAGCCAAGCGCAAUUUGAUCGGAGCAUAA